Rotaria sordida is the source of this 1119-nucleotide messenger RNA. The record is from the annotation of a GenBank genome assembly. NCBI's taxonomy places the organism in Eukaryota, Metazoa, Rotifera, Eurotatoria, Philodinida, Philodinidae.
AUGACAAAUUCAUCAGAUAAACAUAAAGAUCAAAUAAAACGUAAACAAGUUGAUGAUAAUAUAUUAGAAUCAUCGAUAUUUGAUAUUUUGGAAAAUGAUUUUCAAAUUGGAGAUAUUGUUUGGGCGAAAUUAAAUGGACUUUCAUGGUGGCCAUCAUUUGUUUACGGUUGUUUUUCGGAUAAUUGGAGAUAUGUUAAACCAAUGUCAAAACCUGGAUUAUCUACGAAAAAACAAUAUUUUGUUUAUUGUUUGGGUUCACAUUCGCAACAUGCAUGGGUUCAUCAAGCAUGUCUUUUUCGAUAUAAAGGUUUAGAAGAAUUUCUAAAUUAUUCAGAAACUCGAGCUGAACAAGCAACAACAAAACCAACAGAAGAACAAAUACGAAAAAGAUUUAGUGUAAAAAUGCCAGAAAAUUUACAUUCUUUAUGGAAACAAGCAAUUAAAGAAGCCGAUGAAAUUUUAGGUUUACCUAUUAAUUUACGUAAAAAUGUCUUUGAAAAAAUGCUACAUUCAUUAUUAGCUGGUACUAAAUAUUCAUUACCUCGACAAGAAACACAACGAACAGCAUCGUCUGAUCAUAUUUCCAUUGAUACAUCGAUCAAUGACGAACAGCAAUUACAAGUAAUAUCAAAUAAAACAAAAGCAGCUGAAAAUACUAAAAGAACAUUUUCAUUUAAUUCAACACAAAAGAAAUCAAAUGAAAUCGAUCAAUCAUCAAAUAUUCAAUCAAAAUCAUUUCUUUUACCAACAGUAAAUGAAUUAGAUAAUGAUGUUGUUAUUGUUAAAAUCAAUGCACCAACAUCAAUAUCACUUACAACUGCUAUUUGUCAUUUUCUUGAUAAAGGUAUUCCAUCAUUAACAAUUUAUGAAGAAAUUCGUCUUGUUAAUGGAUUAAUUAAUCAUCAAUUAAGUACAUUAUUAACAUUAACUGAUGCUCAAUUAUAUGUUGAACAAUAUGUAAUUAAUAUUGCUACAAUAAAUUAUAAUCAUCGAAUGUUAUUUGUUCAAAAUUUUAAACAAACAUUAAUGCCAAUAAAUAGUGAUAAAAUUCAAUUAAAAAAAUGGCAAUUAGCAACAUUAUUACAUGCACAUAUGAAUUUAGAACAAAGUUUUCAUUAG